Molecule: messenger RNA, 4494 nt
Organism: Gambusia affinis (western mosquitofish)
Lineage: Eukaryota; Metazoa; Chordata; Actinopteri; Cyprinodontiformes; Poeciliidae
Gene: dmtn
Product: dematin actin binding protein
Exons: 16
Coding region: 374-1510 (378 amino acids)
Biological process (GO): cytoskeleton organization; lamellipodium assembly; actin filament bundle assembly
Cellular component (GO): actin cytoskeleton; plasma membrane
Molecular function (GO): actin filament binding
Source: RefSeq, a predicted model, not a curated record
GAGUCCCGUUGUUUGUCGCCUCACUGCUGUACGAUGGGUUCGUCCCGUCUCAGGACAUCCCGCUCAGUACAGCAGCCUGGUGACGUAAACAUGUUUGUGUUGUGACUGGUGAGUGUGCGCGAGCUGCAGGAGGACGGAGCGCGUGCCCACUGGGGGGCAAUGCUACUUGUUCUCUUCCCCCCUUCAGCACAUAGUGGACCGGCCCACGACAGAGCAACAGGGAAACAGCCUCCUCUCCUCCUCCUCCUCCUCUUCUCCUGCUCCUUCAUCGCUCCGAGCGGCUCGGCUUCUCUGCUGGAUGUUUUCACUCUGAGCUCCGGGCCGCUGUUUCCAGCUGGUUUAAACUGAGCAGAAGGGCAGUCUCUCUACAGCCAUGCAAAAGGUGGAGGGACGUGUAACUCCUGUUAUCCUUCCAUCAUCUAGGGGCCCGAGCGCUCCAGGGUCUCCUGCCACUGGCAUCAUGGCUCGUCUGAAUGACCAGAUGGUUGGCUACAAAGACCUUGCUGCACUGCCCAGAGAUAAAGCCAUCCUGCAGGUGGAAAGGCCUGACCUGAUGACCUAUCAGCCCCACCUGACCUUCUCACCACUCGACCCGCCACGCAGAGAGCGCUCUCUGUCCCCUCCUGCCAUGUCUCCCUCCAGGUCUCCUGAGGUGAAAGGCCGCAGAGCAGAGAGCGACAGUGGCUCCCCUGGAGGAUCCACGCUGCAACUGCAGGCAGGUCGCAAGAUAAGCACCAGCCUGCAGCAUUUCCAUCGACCAGAUAACGGCUCCAACAUCUACAGGAAGCCUCCGAUCUACAAACACGACCUUAACAAACCGUCAGAGGGCAGCGGGGUCAUUCAGUCUGCCAAGUUCCCCGCCGCCCAGCCUCCAGACCCCAACCAGCCCUCCAAGAUUGAGACAGAGUACUGGCCCUGCCCACCUUCACUGGCUGCUAUGGAGAUCGAGUGGAGGAAGAAGAAACUUCAGGAAGAAGAUGAGUUUGAAGACGUGACAGAAGAAGAGCAGGAGCAGCAGGAGCCUGAGCUGGAGAAGAUCAAGUCCAACCUGGGCCGUCUGAUCCUGAAGGAGGAGAAGGAGAAAAGCGUUCACAUCAGGAGGAAGACGCAGUCUCUGCCAGACAGAACACACAUGCACAGCACAGGUGUGUCAGCCAGUGCGUCAAAGUCUCCGUCCCGCUCCGCCCUGACCAGAAUGCAGUCGGCAGAGUUUUCUACAGACGGAGAUAAAGGACGGCCAGCUGCUCAGAAUGGAGAGAGCCGGAGAGAUCGCAUGGAUAGAGGAAAUUCCCUGCCGAGCAUCCUGGAGCAGAAGAUUUAUCCAUACGAAGCCCUGAUUGUAACCCACAGAGGGCGCUGUAAGCUGCCCCCUGGAGUGGACCGGACCCGACUGGAGAGGCAUCUCUCCCAGGAGGAGUUCCAGGAGGUGUUCGGGAUGCCCAUCGGCGAGUUUGACCGCCUGUCGUUAUGGAGACGAAACGAACUGAAGAAAAAAGCCUCACUUUUCUAACAGGAAGUGACCUAAUUCCCAACUAAUACUUGAUGAAGCCUCUCCUCUGCAAGGAGGAGGAGCCAAAGAACAGGCCAUACCGUCAGCUAUCCAAUCAGCAGAUCAGCAGACCCCUCCCCUACACUAAUAACCCCCCCCUGGAAGACUGGAUCAGAACAUCUAAUGACAACCAGUUCUGCUCAGAUCUAAACUUAAGCGAUGCUCUAACGUGUUACCAAUACUGCACUUAUAACCACCACUGCUUGCAAACCAUUCCUAUCAUAUAUCCUUCAUCAUCAUCAUCAUCAUCAUCAUCAUCAUCAUCAUCAUCAUCAUCAUCAUUAUCACCAUUGUUAAUGUGACAUUUAGUCUCAGAGUUACACUUCCAGAGGUCUCCAUCUUGAAGAGAGAUCAGUGGUUAUCUUUAGGAAGAACUCAGGUUUGUUGGUACCAUGAAGUUGCUGCUAAUCUGUGGGUUCAAAAGAGGCCGACUGCUGACCAGUAGCUGCUUCCUACAGGAGUCCCUCAGUCUGUCCAUCCAAGACCUGUUGUUGUGUGUUACACUUACUUUCCUUCUCCAUUAUUCUUACUGUCAGUUAUUUCUAAAGUGGUACUUUAAGAGUAUCUGGGGGUUUUUUUUUACAACUGGAGAGGUAGCUUAACGUCUUCCUGCAGAUGCUUGAGCUGGCAUUACUUUCUUAUUUUGCUGUGUAUGUUGGCAUAUCUAAAGUCCAGUCUUUCAUAGGUCAAAACGUUAACAAAUGAACAUCAAGUCCUUUCUUAUCUAUAAAGGAAAUGUGUUGCCACUGUUUUGUACAGAGUGUGUGUUAGGAUGAAGAAUGUUACUGCGUAAGGACCAAGUUGUAUAAAUGUGAAACGUAUUAUUUUUUUCCUUACUUAAUGAUUAUCUGACCAUGUUAGGAUGAUGUGUAAUGAUCUAUAGUCAGUAACACACAAUGAUUAUAAGCUGAACUGAUCAGAAAGUUGCUUAACCUGCCAUCUUGUUGCAGCUACUUUGAAGAUUCAGCAAACUGAGACACACUCUUCAGUACCGACUGAGAGUCUGCAUGAUGUAACAUGAGAUCAAGUCAAAUUAUUACAUAUAUGGAUAAGCUGUAUUGAGUAUAAACUUAUUUAACUUCUGCACAAUACAUGAAUGGUGUCUCAGAACUGUGACUCUUAUGUCAUGAAAUAUUGUUCAAAAAUGUUGUAGCAAGCCGGUCGAACUGUACUAGAGGUGAAGAGGUGACUGUUGUCCAAGCUGCACAUCUUCCUACUCCAUAGAAACUCAAGGUAGAUAUGGGACAGUGUGAUGGAUUUAUAAAUAAGAAACACAAACCAUGAAAAAAUACAGAAAAAUCACACAAAUGUCAGAUUUUUUUUACAGAGGAACCACUCCAUUUUUUUAUUGACAUUGAAAUAUUAUCACAAUAUUCUAAUCGCUUUCAGUAUCAUAUAUUUUCAGGCGUUAGUUCUUUCUGAUUGUCACACUUUAAAAAACGGGGAAAAAAGAAAAAAAAAAAAAAACAUGUUAAUGCCUUUAUUUGUAAAGAAAACAUACUAAUAAUGAGCUCCUGGUGAAUUACUAAAAAUCCUAAGUUCCAAAAGGUUAGUUUUUGUUAGUGAGCUUCUUUAACUUCUAGAUGUUUUUGAGAGAUUCCUGCUCUGCUGGGGUUCACUGAGCCAGCUGCUUUAACCCAGCCCUGCUUCUUUCUUUAACUCAGCUUCUGAAUUGAAAUCAAUAAUAUUGAGAUGAAGCCUGAUGCACAUAGAUACAAGGAGAAACCUGUGGAGUUUUAUCAUACAGUUAGAAAUGACCAAAAUCGAUUGGACUACUGUGUUUCUAUUAGGAUACAGAGUGUUUUCUUUUAGUAACAUUCAGAACAUCAGUGGGCCACUCUGACUGGUACUUCAAUUAGUACAGGUAUGCUUUAGUUUGACCUUAAUUGUAUUAUUAUUAUUAUUGUUAAUAGUAGUUGUUGUAGUAGUAGUAGUUGUAGCAGUGUUAAAUGCAUGACCCUAAAGCUAAAGACAAUAUUCCGUAGUCAGCCUAAUCCCAAACAUUGAUACAUUAAAACAAGCCAACCUGCUAAAACUAUUAAGGACCCAACUUUAGAAAAGGAAGAUUUUUUCUCUCUCUCAAUAAAAACAAUGACCUUUAAUAUAAUGCAAGGUAAGAAGGUUAUGAGAACAUUUUCAGGAAGGGUUGUUAAAAAGUUGGGUACAACCUUGAGCAGAUGUCCCUGAAUGUUUUGUGAGUAAAGUAUUAAAAUAAAAUGUUUGAGAAACAAUAAUAGAAGGUUCUUUUCUUGCCCUACAGUGAAUGUUAGAAGUGGAAGAAAAGUUUCAGAGAGGAAUCACUCAAGGUCACAAAUCAUGUUCAGUUAUCCUUCAGCAACCUUUCCUAAAUGCUUUCUUUUUUUUUUUUUUUUUAGCUAACACUUACAUUAGCUCACCAGGACUGUUUCUCUCUUCAUCCAAGCCAAGGUCAGAACUGAACCAUAGAACUGAACUGGGUCACAGUUUGAGAGGGAAUAGGGAUUGGGUGGAAAUCUGCUUGCAGUUUAGUUGUAAUAUUAAGACUUUCUCUGCCACGUUAUAUUUCACAGGCAAUCCAAAAGAGAGCAAUCUAAGAUUUGGAGAAGCCAUUCUGCCUGUGUGAACUCACAUGAAACUGGAAGCAGCUUCAUGGUACCAGUCCAGUCUCUUCCUGAUCCAACUCUGACAGCUUCCUGCUCUGUAACUUGAAUGAUGGCCGACUGAAGGAGUCUCCACCUCGUUCAGUAGCCGAUUGUGAAUUUAUUUAUUUCAGGCAGCUUUAUUUAUAGAUUGUGUUUUUACUGUGAACCAUUUUGUUGGAGACUAUAGUCCUUUAAUGAGCACUGAUGUUAAUAUUCAACACAUUAAAGGGGCGUUUUUUGUUCAUUAGGGCAUCACUGGUACCAGUAAAGGACACUGUGCUCAGUUUGUGUCAUAUGACUCGAAUAAAUCUGUGGAACUGAAAA